GUCAUGUGUAGAAGUUCACGCAAGUGAGGAAAGUUCUCUGAUCGCCAUUCACUUGGGAGUGGCCAGAAACGAUUCUUUUACAUAUGACUCAAGCAGCUCACGACUUCCGGUCUUUGACCAAGUAUCCUCUGGGUAGCCUAAGAACAUCCGUUUGAAGGCGAGCUAACGUGAGAAGGCGAAACAUCCCCUGCAUAGGGUUGUGCGCUGGGUUUGGGACCCGCCACGUAAAAAAACACCCCCAAUGAAAAGGAACAACAAGCCUCGGAUGAGAGACCCCCCUUUUGAUGACGUCCAUGGCAAACGAAAUAAGGACUAUGAUUUGAGGGCAUGCACCUGGAAUGUCCGGUCCCUUAAUUGGGAAGGUGCCGCUGCCCAGCUGGUAGAUGUCCUCGUAAAGAUAAAGGCUGACAUCACCGCCGUCCAAGAAAUGCGAUGGACGGGACAAGGACAGAGACGAGUAGGUCCUUGUGACAUUUACUACAGUGGCCAUAUAAAGGAGCGCAAGUUUGGUGUUGGAUUCGUGGUGGGAGAGAGACUCCGUCGCCGAGUACUAUCAUUCACUCCGGAGAAUGAACGUCUAGCCACAAUCCGCAUCAAAGCGAGGUUCUUCAACAUAUCGCUGAUUUGCGCCCACGCCCCGACGGAAGAGAAGGACGAUGUGACCAAAGAUGCUUUUUAUGAGUGCUUGGAGCGCACUUAUGAGAGAUGCCCCCGCCACGAUGUCAAAAUCGUGCUUGGCGACUUCAACGCCAGGAUGGGCAAAGAAGGUAUCUUUGGCACUACGGUCGGUAAAUUCAGCCUCCACGAGGAAACAUCCCCAAAUGGGUUGAGGCUGAUCGACUUCGCCGGGGCCCGAAAUAUGGUUAUCGGUAGUACUAGAUUCCAGCAUAAGAAGAUACAUCAAGCUACCUGGCUGUCUCCGGAUCGAAAAACCACCAACCAGAUCGAUCAUGUUGUGAUAGACGGAAGACACGUCUCCAGUGUUUUAGAUGUGCGUGCGCUCCGAGGUCCUAACAUCGACUCGGACCACUAUCUUGUUGCAGCCAAGAUUCGCACCCGCCUCUGUGCAGCAAAAAACGCACGCCAACAAACACAAGGAAGGUUCGACGUCGAGAAGCUGCAAUCACAACAGACAGCCGAACGAUUUUCUACUCGGCUUGCACUCCUGCUCUCUCAGAGCACUCGUCAACAACUCGGUAUAAGGGAACUGUGGGACGGCAUUUCAAACUCCUUACGUACAGCUGCAACCGAAACCAUUGGUUUUCGGAAAGUGCAAAAGAACAGCUGGUACGAUGAGGAGUGCCGUGUCGCAGCGGAGAGAAAACAGGCUGCCUACCUCGCAACGUUACGAUCGACCACAACACGUGCGGGAUGGGAUAGAUACCGAGAGUUGAAGAGGGAAGCGAGACGCAUUUGCAGACAGAAGAAGAAAGAGGCCGAAAUGCGUGAGUACGAACAGCUUGAUAAGCUGGCCGACAGGGGUAAUGCUCGAAAAUUCUACGAAAAAAUGCGGCGACUUACAGAAAGUUUCAAGACCGGAGCAUACUCCUGUAGAACCCCCAAAGGUGAUCUAGCCACCGAUGCCCAGAGCAUACUUAGAUUAUGGAGGGAACACUUCUCCAGCCUGCUGAAUGGCAGUGAACACAUAGCACCAGGAGAAGGCGAACCCGAUACCCCAAUCGAUGACGAUGGAGCAGACGUUCCAUUGCCCGACCAUGACGAAGUUCGAAUAGCAGUUGCCCGCCUGAAGAACAACAAAGCGGCAGGGGCAGACGGAUUUGCCGGCCGAGCUAUUCAAACACGGCGGCGAAGAACUGAUAAGGAGCAUGCAUCAGCUUCUUUGCAAAAUAUGGUCGGAUGAGAGCAUGCCCAACGAUUGGAAUUUAAGUGUGCUAUGCCCAAUCCAUAAAAAAGGAGACCCCACAAUCUGCGCCAACUACCGUGGGAUUAGCCUCCUCAACAUCGCGUACAAGGUUCUAUCGAGCGUAUUGUGUGAAAGAUUAAAGCCCAACGUCAACAAACUGAUUGGACCUUAUCAGUGUGGCUUCAGACCUGGAAAAUCAACAACCGACCAGAUAUUCACCAUGCGCCAAAUCUUGGAAAAGACCCGUGAAAGGAGAAUCGACACUCAACACCUAUUCGUCGAUUUCAAAGCUGCUUUCGAUAGCACGAAAAGGAGCUGCCUUUAUGCCGCAAUGUCUGAAUUUGGUAUCCCCGCAAAACUAAUACGGCUGUGUAAACUGACGUUGAGCGGGACCAAAAGCUCCGUCAGGAUCGGGAAGGACCUCUCCGAGCUGUUCGAUACCAAACGAGGUUUCAGACAAGGCGACUCCCUAUCGUGCGACUUUUUCAAUCUGCUGCUGGAGAAAAUUAUUAGAUCUGCAGAACUGAACCGAGCAGGUACAAUCUUUUAUAAGAGUGUACAGCUGCUGGCGUACGCCGAUGAUAUUGAUAUCAUCGGUCUCAACACCCGCGCCGUUAGUUCUGCUUUCUCCAGACUGAACAAGGAAGCAACGCAAAUGGGUCUGGCAGUGAACGAGGGCAAGACGAAAUAUCUCCUGUCAUCAAACAAACAGUCGUCGCACUCGCGACUUGGCACUCACGUCACUGUUGACAGUCAUAACUUUGAAGUUGUAGAUAAUUUCGUCUAUUUAGGAACCAGCAUUAACACCACCAACAAUGUCAGCCUAGAAAUCCAACGCAGGAUUACUCUUGCCAACAGGUGCUACUUCGGACUGAGUAGGCAAUUGAAAAGUAAAGUCCUCUCUCGACGAACAAAAACCAAACUCUAUAAGUCGCUCAUAAUUCCCGUCCUGCUAUAUGGUGCAGAGGCUUGGACGAUGACAACAACCGAUGAGUCGACGUUGCGAGUUUUCGAGAGAAAAGUUCUGCGAAAGAUUUAUGGUCCUUUGCGCGUUGGCCACGGCGAAUAUCGCAUUCGAUGGAACGAUGAGCUGUACGAGAUAUACGACGACAUUGACAUAGUUCAGCGAAUUAAAAGACAGCGGCUACGCUG
Bactrocera dorsalis (oriental fruit fly) is the source of this 3016-nucleotide messenger RNA. RefSeq lists its product as uncharacterized. Lineage: Eukaryota; Metazoa; Arthropoda; Insecta; Diptera; Tephritidae. Gene Ontology annotation, cellular component: nucleus. Gene Ontology annotation, biological process: chromatin remodeling. Bases 242 to 1861 code for a protein of 539 amino acids. The record is from RefSeq and is a predicted model, not a curated record. The transcript is spliced from 2 exons. Gene Ontology annotation, molecular function: catalytic activity.